Molecule: messenger RNA, 876 nt
Organism: Naegleria gruberi
Lineage: Eukaryota; Heterolobosea; Eutetramitea; Acrasida; Naegleriidae
Exons: 2
Biological process (GO): tRNA processing
Molecular function (GO): tRNA dihydrouridine synthase activity; flavin adenine dinucleotide binding
Source: RefSeq, a predicted model, not a curated record
AAAGGAUAUGAAUUUUGGAAAUCUAUUGGUUCACCAAAACAUGUUGUUGCACCAAUGGUAGACCAAAGCGAAUUGGCAUUCCGAUUGUUAGCUCAAAAUCAUGGAUCCACACUUGCUUAUACUCCAAUGUUCCACGGAAGAAUUUUCGUUCAAGAUGAAACAUAUCAAAAGACACAUUUCCAAUUCUUGGAAAGUGAAGGACCAGUUUUUGCUCAAUUUUGUGCCAAUGAUCCUAACAUUUUUGUAGAAUGUGGUUGGUUAGCUUGGGAAUUGAGUAACCAAAAAAUUGCAGCAGUUGACUUGAAUUUGGGAUGUCCACAAAGAAUUGCCAAGAAGGGAAGAUAUGGAUCUUAUUUGAUGGAAGAUAUUGAUUUAAUUUGUUCAAUGAUUGAAAAAGCACACAAGGAAUUACCAGUUCCUGUCACUGCUAAGAUUAGAAUUUUUGAAGAUGCAGAACAUACCUUAAAAUAUGUGGAUAGAAUUCUUGAAGCUGGAGCUCAAGUAUUGUGUGUUCAUGGAAGGACGAGAGACCAAAGAGGACACAAUCAAAACUAUGCCGAUUGGAAAAUGAUUAAACUUAUUAGAGAACACGUACCACACAUUCCAGUAAUUGCUAAUGGUAAUAUUAGAAUGUAUCAAGAUGUUAUUGAUUGUUUGGAAUUUACAGGAGCUGAUGCUGUCAUGUCAGCAGAUCCACUUUUGUGCAAUCCAGCACUUUUUAAUGGAGGUCAACAUGUCAAUGGAAUUGAUUUGUGUGAGGAAUAUAUUAACAUUUGCGAGAAAUAUCCACCACCAGAUCAUAGUUUUAUCAAGAGACACUUGUUCCAAAUGUUGGACCAUACCUUAGGUACACAUAAUCACCUCCGGGCAACCCUU